Molecule: messenger RNA, 2501 nt
Organism: Drosophila persimilis
Lineage: Eukaryota; Metazoa; Arthropoda; Insecta; Diptera; Drosophilidae
Gene: Vps26
Product: vacuolar protein sorting-associated protein 26
Exons: 2
Coding region: 247-1815 (522 amino acids)
Biological process (GO): intracellular protein transport; retrograde transport, endosome to Golgi
Cellular component (GO): retromer complex; endosome
Source: RefSeq, a predicted model, not a curated record
UCACACACACACACACACGCAUUUCACAAAAAAAAAGAAAAACAGGCGAAAAACGCCCAAUAAAUUCGUGUCGGCAGAAGAAGUGCGGCAGCAGAAAGUGCAUCUCCAAACUCCAACCGAAACGGGCACCAGCGAGAGCCAAGCAAAGCACUACACUGCAACCGGACGGACGGAGCCACAGCGACAUUCCAGCCGAGCUGCGACCGUGCACCCCAAGAAGAGGAGGCCAAUUUACGUUUAUUAAUUAUGAAUUUUCUGGGCUUUGGCCAGUCAGCCGAGAUAGAGAUUGUCUUCGAUGGCGCCGAACACAAGACUGCCGAGGUCAAGGGUGAGGACGGCAAGGUGGAGAAAAUGUUGCUCUUCUACGACGGCGAAACAGUGUCCGGCAAGGUUAACGUGACGCUGAAGAAGCCAGGCAGCAAGCUGGAGCAUCAGGGCAUCAAGAUCGAGUUCAUCGGACAGAUUGAGCUGUUCUACGACCGGGGCACCCAUCACGAGUUCAAGUGCCUGGCCAAGGCACUGGCGCGUCCCGGUGAUCUCAUCCAAAAUAACAGCUACCCGUUCGACUUUCCUAACGUGGAGAAGCAGUUUGAGGUGUAUGCCGGGUCCAAUGUAAGGCUGCGCUACUUCUUGCGGGCGACCAUCGUGCGUCGAAUCAGCGACAUCACCCGUGAGGUUGACAUCGCCGUUCACACGCUUUCCAGCUACCCGGAGAUGAACAACCCCAUAAAAAUGGAGGUGGGCAUCGAGGACUGUCUACACAUUGAGUUCGAGUACAACAAGAGCAAGUACCACUUGCGAGACACAAUCAUCGGCAAGAUCUACUUCCUGCUCGUUCGCAUCAAGAUCAAGCAUAUGGAGAUAGCGAUCAUCAAACGCGAGUCUACCGGGACCGGCCCGAACAUGUUCAACGAAAACGAAACCAUCGCCAAGUACGAAAUCAUGGAUGGGGCGCCGGUCAAGGGUGAGAGCAUACCCAUCCGGGUCUUUCUCGCCGGCUACAAUCUCACGCCUACCAUGCGCGACAUUAACAAGAAGUUCUCCGUCAAGUAUUUUCUAAACCUGGUGCUGAUGGACACUGAGGAUCGUCGCUACUUUAAGCAGCAGGAGAUCACCCUGUGGCGCAAGGCGGACAUUCCCCGCUACCACGUCGCCCAACAUCAGCAGCAGCAACACCAGCAGCAUCAGCACGUACCGCUGCAUGCGCCGCCACAUCUGGUGAGUGGUCCGGCGGCACCAACAGUCGCCCCCUCACUCAUCAGCACCAGUACGGACAGCGGCGAGGGUGCGGCCAUAGGCGGAUCCGGCAGUGGCCUUGGUGUGGGUGUCGGGGUGGCCAGCACCGAAUCGAGAAUGGGUCUUUUCACCAGGGAGAGCCCCAACCAGGAGUUUAGCCAGCAGCAGCUCGACUCUCCACUGCCCAACUCACCGCCGUUGACGCCGUUGAACGAGAGCCCGGCCGAAAGGGAGCUCCGAAGGGAGCCAACGUCAACGCCUACUCCGGCAGCUGUAUCUGAUCCAAUUUCAGUUUCGGUAGCGGUUUCAGCUUCAGCGACAUCAGCGCCAGGGCCAGAACGAGGGAUGGGCGAUGGCGCCGCAGCGGCCACCACAAGUGCCUCGCCCAUUGCCAUGCUGUCCAGCUCGCCGCCGCCACUCCCCUUGCAGCUUCCCCGUUCGGAUGGAAGUACGGGAACAGCGCCGCAGGCUGCCGCAGAAGAUGAGCUGGAUCAGGAUGCCGUAGCCACUAACGAUGCCAGGGUCACGUCUCCGGCGGCUGCGAAAAAGGUUAGCGCUACGCUUCUGGCCGCCGAUUGAGAAAUAUGCGUGGAUGGAUUGCCACGCACUGGAUCGGAUCGGGCUGGGAGUCGGGAUCGGAGUCGUACUCAGCUUGUAGUGGAAUGGAGGAGCAGGCGGAACUGUUUACGUAUAUAAUUGUAUACAACAGUAGUAGAUCACUGACAGCGGCAGCGGCAACAACAGCAACAAAAUAAGCAUACAUCUAUUUUUUUAAAGUUAAUUUAAAAUUGUUACAAAAUGUUUUAUCGAGGUUAUGCGCAUCAUUUACCAAAUCAACAAAAAUAAUCAAACGAGAAGCGAAGCAUAGGAAAAGGAGACCCAGACAAAAGCGUAGAAAGAAUGAAAUGAAGCCUCGUAGCUGCAUACAUAUGUAUAUCCAUUCUAUAUCGACGUUAGACAUAAAUUCUAUUCGUAUUAUUGCUAAAAUUAUGAUGUGGAGGAGAGAUCAGCGCUUGUUGACAGACAGAUUCCCAGACCUCCAUAGCACCCAUCCAAUACGCCAUCCACACCCCUUCCUGUUCAUGGAUCCCAAUAACUCUGAUCAUUCCCCCACAGUUCCCACAGCGUUAUAAGCGCUUGUAAAAUCUUUUUUUUUUUAAUUUUUUCAAUUUGAGACAUGAAAGUGCUUUCUAAAAGUGAAAAUCCUUGAAAUUGUGCAUUAAAGUAAAUCAAAGAGACGAACUCUAAUACAAAUAUCAACAACA